GUGCGACCCGCAACUUGAUCCAGCACUAGGUAUUACAGGCAUUACUGGGACAGCAGGAUAGGCCGUUUCAAGGCUUACAGCCCCUCCACGACUUUUCGCAUCAUAUCGACCGCCCCUCUGUAGCUCAUGGAAGCUGCAGCACAAUCACCACGAUCCUCCGUCACACUAUCACCGAGACCGGUCUAUGUCUUCUUCUUCCCAGGCUCCGCAACCCCAUGAGACACAUGACGAUCCCGGCGAACAGGAGCUAGAGAAUGGCGCAAAGGAGGAUGUAGUUGCAUUGGCAGGACAAAUGGAAAUGUUGGAGACGGAUGGGAGCACUGAGAAGAAGAAUGACCCGCGAAAGAGGGACUCUGAACCCUCGAAGGUGAAGACAGGCCCAAGUGUUGAUGAGGGGCAGAGUCGUGCUGCAGUCGAAGAGACAGCACCGGUCCUUGAUAGACCCGUCGAUCCAAAUGUAGGCCGUGGGAAAGAUUUGAAGCUGGUGACAGACACAAGCCGAGAUAUCUCUGCCACCUCAACUACGACUACUACGGUCGAAGCGCAACCCCUCGAUGCGUCCCCGCCACCCAUUGUAGAUGAUACCUCGAAAUCCGCGGGGAAGGCCCCCAUAAGAUCCCCUUCGCCUCCUCCUCCACCUCCUAAAGAUGACAAGUUCCUAGCGUCUGACAACAAUACUCCCAGCCGAGCUAAUUCCCCAGUUUCUCAAGGGAAAUCCAGUGGCAGGAAUUCGGAAGAUGCUGCUGCCAGCUCGUACGCCGCACAGUAUGAUGCUGGCGAGAGUGCAGUGGAUGAUUCAAGGUCCGAGAUUCAGAGCAUCAUGGAACAAUUUGAAGAUGGCCAUGGAGGCCCGGGUGCAGAUGAGAUCAUGUCACCACGGUUGGAGAUUGCUGGGCCACUUCUGGAAUCUCCUGUGGUGCAUCCUCCACGGAGAUCUAGUCUCGCAAAUCUCGAGAAACCCUUACCCACGCCGACCGACGCUACCUCGUCCGAACAAGUAGCCCAUUCACCGCCUCCUCGUACGUCUUCUCUCUAUCGCGUCGGGACGAACACAUCUCUCUCCGAACCAAUGUCUCCUAGUGCACACGCACCCCAGUAUAAACCAAAUCAUCCAGUUCCCGACCCAGAACCUGAUCUUCCCUUCGAUUUUCAUCGAUUCUUGGAGCAGCUCCGCCACAAAUCUGCCGAUCCAGUUGCCAAAUUCCUCAGAUCAUUCCUUCUCGAGUUCGGUAAAAAACAGUGGAUGGUGCACGAACAGGUCAAGAUUAUCAGCGACUUUUUGGAGUUCAUUAGCAAAAAGAUGGCUCAGUGUGAGGUUUGGCGGACUGUUUCCGAUGCAGAAUUCGACAAUGCAAGGGAAGGUAUGGAGAAGCUGGUAAUGAAUAGGCUCUAUAGCCAGACGUUUUCGCCGGCCAUCCCUCCACCCGAACCAGUUCAUCACAAAGGAAGGCGGAGGGGAGGGGAGCCUUUAGGCCUAGGCCGGAGAGGACAACACCAAGAAGACGUCGAGAGGGAUGAAGUACUGGCUCAAAGAGUGCGCAUAUACAAGUGGGUCAAGGAAGAUCAUCUCGAUAUCCAGCCCGUUGGUGAUAAAGGAAAGAAGUUCCUAGUCCUUGCGCAGCAGGAGCUGUUGAAGAUUAAGAGUUACAGGGCGCCUAGGGACAAAGUAAUAUGCAUACUCAACUGCUGCAAAGUCAUCUUUGGAUAUCUACGAACCUCGUCGUCGGAUCAAUCAGCAGAUGCUUUCGUCCCAUUGCUCAUCUACACGGUCCUGCAGGCUAAUCCAGAUCACCUGGUAUCGAACGUGCAGUACAUCCUUCGCUUUCGCAACCAGGAUAAGCUCGGGGGUGAAGCAGGCUAUUAUAUCUCGUCACUAAUGGGAGCUAUUCAAUUCAUAGAAGGCCUCGAUAAGACAUCCCUUACCGUCAGUGACGAGGAAUUCGAGAAGAACGUUGAAGCUGCGGUGUCCGCGAUAGCGGAAAAACAUUCAGAGUUGGAAUCUGAUCAUUUAACGCCAGAUGAUCCCAACUCAACAAACCUCCGCCCGCAGAAUCAAUAUGGGGCGACCCACGGACAUCGUAGAAUGCCAUCUCCUCAUCUACAUCUCUCCGAGAAAUCUGCCUUGUCACGUCCAGAGGUGACACAGCGUAAUUCGUUAGAUGCCGAGCGCGCUGGACCACGCCGAUCUACAAGCGUCCGGAACACCACAGCAGAUGUUGAACAGCCUGAAGAAGAAAAUGCUGCCGUGGCUGGGCUACUACGCACAAUACAACGGCCUCUUAGCACCAUUGGCAGAAUCUUCUCCGAUAACGACACCACCCCCCAAUCAUCCUCGGGACCUGUGGGUACACCACGUCUUUCACCAAACCCACCCGGACCGCAACCCAGACGGUCAUCGGAUUAUCCUGCGAAUACCCCUCAAGAGUACAAUGAGAAGGAAGUACGUAGGCGCUCGAUCGAGGAACAGCGUCAUCGGGAACGGCUUUCCGCCGAGGACGCUGCGGCCAGGCAGGCAUCCGCUGAAGCAGAGGAAGCAAGGAAGAUCCAGCGGCAGGAGCAUAGGGUCGUGGUUGAGACGUUGGCAGGAAUGUUCCCAGCAUUGGAUAGAGAGGUCAUUGAUGAUGUCGUGAGGUUAAAGGAAGGACGUGUUGGUCUAGCUGUGGAUGCAUGUCUAGCACUUAGUAAUCCCUGAAAGUCCCGGUAUGCCACUUCUAAUCAUUCCAGCAUUAUACCGCAUUGAUAUAGCCUGCACUGCCUGUCAUUGGAACAUACUCAGCGGACAAAGUAAAGCAUGGUGAUGUUUGAUUUUAAUCUGAUUCUUCCUAGUGUAUUUCUAUGAGAGCUCCGCGCCUUCGCCCAGAUCAUGCUUUUAUUCUCUCGCCUGAGGUUCCUGAUGCUGGGCUACAUAAGACAUAUCAACUUUAUUCCCAUGGAGGAUAUUGGGACAUUCCGUUGAAGGGGUAGACUUUCGAAUGACGAGAUUUUGCGGCGUUGAAGACCUCAUAAAAUUAUCUUAUUCCAC
Messenger RNA from Aaosphaeria arxii CBS 175.79, 3022 nucleotides. RefSeq lists its product as uncharacterized. NCBI's taxonomy places the organism in Eukaryota, Fungi, Ascomycota, Dothideomycetes, Pleosporales. The transcript has 2 exons. The coding region runs from base 185 to 2692 and encodes 835 amino acids. The record is from RefSeq and is a predicted model, not a curated record. Gene Ontology annotation, biological process: vesicle-mediated transport. Gene Ontology annotation, cellular component: endocytic vesicle; cytosol. Gene Ontology annotation, molecular function: small GTPase binding; ubiquitin binding; guanyl-nucleotide exchange factor activity.